Molecule: messenger RNA, 183 nt
Organism: Aplosporella prunicola CBS 121167
Lineage: Eukaryota; Fungi; Ascomycota; Dothideomycetes; Botryosphaeriales; Aplosporellaceae
Exons: 1
Cellular component (GO): nucleolus; nucleoplasm
Source: RefSeq, a predicted model, not a curated record
GUCGACCCCCGCUUCGCCAGCAACAAGUACGUGCCGUACGACUACGCGAACCUGGCGCACCAGCGCCUGAUUGUCACCAAGGGCAAGGGCUUCACCAAGGAGAAGAACAAGGGCAAGAGGGGCAGCUAUCGCGGCGGCAUGAUUGACACGAUGGGCGUCAACGGCAUCAGGUUUGAUGAUUAG